This is a messenger RNA of Oldenlandia corymbosa var. corymbosa, 1460 nucleotides long. The record is from the annotation of a GenBank genome assembly. NCBI's taxonomy places the organism in Eukaryota, Viridiplantae, Streptophyta, Magnoliopsida, Gentianales, Rubiaceae.
GCUUAAAUUAAAUUCCCAAUUGCAUGAAUCGUACGAUUCCCCAAACACCCCCUUAUAUAUAUAGUCCAUUUCGACAAUAUUGCACAAAAAUUAAUUCCACCCAAAAAAAUCUCUCCUCAUUCAUCUUGAUUUCUCUCCCUCUGAAAAUUCUUCUUCAUUUUCCACAUCCAAAAUGGCCGACCAUAUUGACAAGCCUUCUCAUCUUGAGAAUCAAGAUCAACAGAAAGCAUCUGUAAGAGAAGUGGAAGUUCAUCAUCAUCAUCAUAUUCAUCAAGAGCAAGAUGAAGAAUCCAUUUCUCUAAGUGGGCUCGUCUUAAACUCCGACGAAGUCGAAUUCCAAGGCCGGCGUAGGUCUUCUUCCUCCGCCGAUCUCUCCGAGGUUUUCGAGUUCCUCAGCGACGGUAAAGAUUCAGAGAUGUCUCAUGCGGAAGACAUCAUUGUCGCCGGCAAACUCAUCCCUUAUAAAGAACGCCGCCCUCAUCAAAACCUAUCAAACACUCAGAAGAGCUUCCAUAGCCGGCGAUCGGAAUCCCUAAAUGACCUGAAAAUUAGCCGGCCGAUGAGUGCUAAGGAACACCAUCAGCUCAUGAGGAAUAGCCGAUCUCUAGACUACCAGAAGUUGUACGGAAAUCCGGGUUCCAUGAGGUGGCCGGAAAAGUCGGAGACUACUAGAAGUUCAUCCACUAAGAGCUGCGGCGCCGCCGCCGCCGCCGCCGCCGUUAGUCCGGUAACUAGGCCGUCAAAGUGGUACAUGUUAUUUGGACUAGGAAAAUUUCCACUUGAGAUGGAUUUCCAAGAUAUGAAGAACCGGCAAGCGGCACGCCGGAAUAAUAAUAAUAAUAACACUAAUAUUAUUAUUCCGGUGGCCGGAGACGGAAAGGCGUUAGUGAACCGGGUUGAUCGCCGGCGGUGCUCAAGUUCUAGUUGGGACCUUCUCAGAGUGUUAAGUUGUAAAGACCAUGCAAGCGUUGCGGUAACGUCGCCAUUUGGUCGCCUCCAAGAAAUUUGACCAAGUCUUUCUUCCCACUGUGACAUAUAUGCCCCUGUAGAAUUUGGGACGGGGGUUGAUCGAAUGAAGGGUACGAUGGGGUUUUUGUGACUUCGCUUGGAAGAUAAGGGAAAAUUAUUAUUGUUCAUGAUGAGACAAAAUCAAUAUUGUUCGAGUGAUAUUGAUGAUGAUGUAUUUAAUGUUUAUUUAUUUAUUUUAAUGGUGUGAUGAAGAAUUUGUCUUGCCGUGCAUGAAAUGGGGCCAUUUGGGUGUAAUUUAAUGGAGAUCACGAGGGUCCCGAGAGGCCGAUAUGAUGAUGGAUGAUAUGAGAAAAAAAUUCUAUUCUAUGUUUUGUGUUGUUUGGUAAGAACUUUUUGAGAAAAUAAUUUGAUCUUAGCUUAGAUUUGUGAGUCCGUAUCUAGUGCACCCGGAUAUACUGUAUAUCUCCACCAAACAUACGCAUUACACGUGC